AUGCCUGUUAUCUACACUGACCUAAGGGACAAAGUAGUCUUGCUAUCGGGUGUAGGACAAGCCCCACAAGACUACGACAAAGAGAUCUGGGGCAACGGUGCUGCAACCGCGAGGAUACUUGCUCAGAAUGGAGCUAGAAUCUUUGGUUGCGACCUAGACCUUCCAUCCGCUGAAUUGACAAAGGAACGUGUUGAGCAGUGCGUGGAGAACGCCGAUAUUACUGUGGUACAAGCCGAUGUCACCAAGCGAAAAGAGGUAGAGAGUGUUGUCGAGAAAUGCUUAACUAAAUAUGGUAGGAUUGACAUCUUGGUGUGUAACGUUGGCAAGUCUGCACCAGGAGGGCCCGCCGAAAUGUCCGAUGAGGCAUGGCAGAGCCAGCUAGAUGUCAACCUUACGUCGGCCUUUCUCUGUACAGGUCAAGUACUACCAUUUAUGGAGAAGCAGAGCUCAGGUUCCAUUAUACUAUUAUCGUCGAUCGCUGGCAAAGGCUUUGCAGGUAGGUCACACAUCGGCUACUCCACGACCAAAGCAGCUCUUGUGAAUAUGGCGCAGGCUAUCGGUGGCCGCUAUGCAGGUCAAAAUAUACGCUGCAAUGCUGUCGUGCCUGGUCUCAUCCAUACACCUCUUGUGGCAAGACUUGCAUACGAAUACAACAACGGGGAUUAUGAAGGGCUAGUGACCAAACGUGGUAACUCUGUCCCGAUGGGCAGGAUGGGAACAGCUUUCGACGUUGCAAAUGCUAUUGCAUUUUUAGCGUCGAACGAAGCAGCGGGCUAUAUCACCGGCACUCAACUGACAGUUGAUGGUGGACUAACAGCUGUCGUCGGCUCUAGCCAGGCUGGAUGA
This is a messenger RNA of Lithohypha guttulata, 846 nucleotides long. RefSeq lists its product as uncharacterized. The transcript is spliced from 3 exons. The record is from RefSeq and is a predicted model, not a curated record. Lineage: Eukaryota; Fungi; Ascomycota; Eurotiomycetes; Chaetothyriales; Trichomeriaceae. The coding region runs from base 1 to 846 and encodes 281 amino acids. Gene Ontology annotation, molecular function: oxidoreductase activity.